This is a messenger RNA of Trichosurus vulpecula (common brushtail), 1823 nucleotides long. It is a transcript of the gene SLBP, whose product is annotated as stem-loop binding protein. The coding region runs from base 170 to 1057 and encodes 295 amino acids. The record is from RefSeq and is a predicted model, not a curated record. Gene Ontology annotation, cellular component: cytoplasm; histone pre-mRNA 3'end processing complex. Gene Ontology annotation, biological process: mRNA transport; mRNA 3'-end processing by stem-loop binding and cleavage. The transcript has 8 exons. Gene Ontology annotation, molecular function: histone pre-mRNA stem-loop binding; mRNA binding. Lineage: Eukaryota; Metazoa; Chordata; Mammalia; Diprotodontia; Phalangeridae.
GCUUAUAAAAUGCCGUUGGAGGCGGUCGCCCCUCGCGCGCGAAAUCAGUCUGCGCCGGUGCUGGGUAGUCAUAGCAUCCCCUCAGCUCGACGUUUGCGAAGGGAACGUCCAGACUCGGCUUCUCCCAUUCUCGUCAGAUCUCGCCACUACCUCCGCCCCACACCUUACCAUGGAUUGUCGGCAGCGGAGUUCUCAGAGUGCCGGGGCGAGCUCAGGGAAUAGCUGCUGGGGCGGCGACAGCAGCACACUUUCUCCAUCCCGGUGGUCUCUUGGACGCAAAAGACGAUUGGAUGGAAGGCACAGAAAACCCGAAGAUGUUGAUUCAUCUCUGUUUGUUGAAGAUGAGACCAAAUCUAGAAAUGCAGAAGAAACCGAAUGUCGAAAUUCAGACAACAGGCUUGAAAGCUUUACAACACCAGAAGGCCCCAAACCUCAUUCAAGAUGUAAAGACUGGGGAAGUGCAGUUGAAGAGGACGAAAUGAGGACCAAAGUGAAUAAAGAAAUUGCAAGAUACAAAAGAAAACUUCUCAUAAAUGAAUUUGGAAGAGAAAGAAAGUCAUCUUCAGGAAGUUCUGAUUCAAAAGAAUCGACAUCUACAGCACCAGCAGAAUUAGAAACAGAUGAAACUGUUCUGAUGAGGAGACAAAAACAGAUAAAUUAUGGAAAGAAUACCAUUGCCUAUGAUCGAUACAUUAAAGAAGUUCCAAGGCAUCUUAGACAACCUGGAAUUCAUCCUAAGACUCCAAACAAAUUUAAGAAGUACAGUAGGCGAUCAUGGGACCAGCAGAUCAAACUGUGGAAGGUUGCUUUACAUUUCUGGGAUCCUCCAGCUGAGGAAGGCUGUAACUUACAAGAAAUCACCCCAGUAGAUAUUGGUGAAAUGGAGACUGAAUCUGCCGAAAGUAGUUCUGAAUCACAAACAAGCUCUCAGGAUAACUAUGAUAUGUAUUCUGGCACGCCCACAAAAGUUAGACAUGUUGAUUAUCAAGCAGGAGAUGAAUUUGACUUGGAGGCUUGUUUGACUGAACCACUGAAAGAAUUCCCAUCUGUGAGCUAAGGGUGCCACCUGGAGGCUAUUUUGAGGAAAUGAAUGCCAUUCUAAAAUGACAUUGUUUAGGUGAAAAUAAUUCUGGUAAAAUGUUGGCCAAACUAUGUUGUGCAUUGGUAACUGGAUGUUUCCUUCCUGUUCAUAGUUCAUUGUUUCAUGAUAUUGCUAUUCUUGCCUCAUUUUCUUAUUUUUACGUAAUUUUUUGUAUAUUGGAUGGGUUUGCAAGUGUUAAAUUAUAAAUCACAACAACCCAAGAAAAGUGACAUUGAAACAAUUUAAUUGUUCCACAGGUUUCUCUUCAAGUUAACUUGGCUGACAGAAAUGGUUUUUUCCAGGUAUAAAAUGCCGCAUUGGUCUCUUGGUUUUAUCAUAGAACUACAAUAAGGGGCCAGCAUUUCUUUGUGUUUUGCCAGUGUGCUUUGAGUUGAAUGUGACUCCAUUUUCUUUACAGACUAAAUUCUUGGCAUCUCUUCAAGGUGUCAGGUGUAUUAAGCUUUUCGUUUUAUCCAGAGCACUGGAAAGUCACCAUAGAUAUGGUGAAUUAUUUGAAUACUGAGCUUGAAAAUUGCUGUAUACUUGGUUUGGUUCUUGUAAAUAGUCAGUGAUAGCUCUUCUUGUGAUAUUUGAAGAAGAGUUAAAGGAAUGCAAAGUAUGUAGGGUAAAACUUUUUUUAAAUACAGCCAAUUAAUAAGCCAUGUAAAAUUGUAAAUGAUAACAUUGUACAGAUUUUCUGUUCAAAUAUUCAAUUGUAAACUUAAUACAGUUAAUGUUUUAA